AUGCAGACCUUCGCUGCUCGCGUGCUGCACGACACGCUCGCCAACAGCCUGGGACGCAUUCUCGACAUCUCCAGGGAGCAGCUGCGCGUCAGCCUGUGGAGCGCAUGGCGCGCUGGCCUGACCCUGGAGGAUGUGGCGCUGCGCUGCGACGCCUUCGAACACCUGCAGCUGCCCUUCACGCUGCGCAGCGGGCGCAUUGGCAGGAUACAGGCGCAGGUGCCCUGGGCGACGCUGCGCUCGCUGCGCUCGCCCGUCAUUGUGGAGCUGGCUGAUGUCCACCUGUGCGUGGUGCUGCGGCGGGACGAGGAGCUAGAGGAGGGCCCCGCCGGCGAGCGCGCCUGGCUGGCCAAGCAAGCCGAGCUGGCGGCCGCGGAGCUGGCCGCGCUGGCUGCCGCGUCCGCGGCCGGCGGCGCCGACGCCGACGCUGCUGCCGCCGCGGCGGGGCGCCAGGGCGGCGUGCUGGCCUCCUUCAUGCAGCACGUGGUGGCCAUGCUGGUCAACCGCCUGCAGCUGACGGUCAGCGGGGUGCACAUUCAGUUUGAGGACCCUCAGUCUGGCACCUGCGUGGGCGUGCAGCUGCGCCGCCUGCACACCUGCCUGCCCGGGGAGGCAGAGCACGCCUCGCUCCUGCUCAGCGAGGAUGCUGGUGUGAUGGCCCACGGCUCGGCAGUCGCACGUGGCAGCAUCCAGAAGCAGUUUGCCGUCGAGGGACUGGCGCUCUACUGGCAGCCUGGCGCCAGCCCGGCCCCCGACCCGGCCGGCAGCUGCCAGCACCAGCAGGAGGCAAGCGCCGGCGGCCAGCCGGCGUCUCCCGAUGGGGGCGCUGCCGCUGCUGGGAUUCCGGCGACGGCGCUGCAGCUGGCGCCUCAGCAGCAGCAGCAGCAGCUGGCGUAUGUGCUGCUCCCCACAGACUGCGUCAUCCACAGCACCCUGGCUCUGUCGGCGGCAGACGGCGGCAUGCGGGCGCACGCCGCCGCCGUCACCCACCACCUGCCGCUCAGCCUGGAUGGCCGGCAGGCGGCAGACAUGCUGGUGCUGGCUGACCGGCUGGCCUGGUGCGCCGCACGCAACAGGUUCGCAGCCUACUGCCCCACAGGCUGGCGCCAGCCCGGGGCGCGCACGGUGCCGUGGAGGCGGGUGUGGCAGUACGCCGUCAACGCCGUGCUGCACGAGCUGCGCGGCGGGCGGCAGGGCGCUGUGGCGUGGCGGGAUGGCGCCGAGCGUGCCGCGCUGCGCAGGCAGUACGUGGCUGCGUACCGCGCCUUCCUCGAGCGCAAGCACCUGGAGGGCGCGCCCGCCUCGCUGGCGCGCGAGGAGGCUGCCGACGAGCAGCUGCAGCAGCUGGAGCGGGCCCUGAGCGUGGACGACGUGCUGACCUGUCGCCACGUGGCGCAGCGUGUGCUGGACGCCUUGCUGGCGGCUGCCAGCGGCAUGGGAGCUGCCAUGGAAGACGCGGCUGCCGCCGCAAGCCGCUCCCGGCGCAGGGUGCAGCCGCUGCCAGCCUCUGUGGUGGGCGGGCCCACGCUGGGUGGCGCCACAGCAGCAGCAGCAGCACCACCAGCAGGGCCCUCUUCCAGGGCGGCCUCGCUGGGUGGCUCCUCCUCAGCCGCAAGCAGCGUGCCGCUGGCGAGCGCCGGCAGCGCGGGCAGCAGUGGCGGCGGGCGGCGGCGGGGCUACCUGGCGUGGGGCCUGUCCAAGGCAGCCGGCUUCCUGCGGUACCUCCCCUACUCCGCAGCUGGCGAGGGCCGCGGCGGGUCGGCGGUGGCGCUUCCAGAGCCCACAGAAGCUGAGCUGGAGGAGCUCUACCAGGCUGUGGACUUCCACCCAGAGGAGCAGCAGGCGGCGGCGGCAGCGUCGGGGCGGGCUGGCGGCGGCGCCGCCGGCCUCCACCUCAGCCUCGACUGCCUCGUCAGCUCCACAUCCCUCCUGCUGCUGGAUGGUGCGGCAGGAACGCCUGCGUCACAUGCGGCAUCGGAAUCCUCCCAAGAGCAGCAGCAGCAGGACCAGGGACAGCAGCAGCAGCCUAACGAGCAGGCCCAUGGCGGCCAAGCGAGCGAGCUUGGCCGCGGGCCAGGGGGCAGUGCCAUUGCCACGCUAGAGCUAGAGCGGCUGCGCUUGGGGGCGCAGCUCCGGCCAGACCAGGCCACUGCCAGCCUGUCGCUGGCUGGGCUGGCCGCGCAUGACCUCUGCUCCGAGGGCCCAGGCAUAUCAUCCCGGCUGCUGUCCCGCGGCAGCACAGCCGCCAACUGCACUACCAGCCCGCCCGGCAGCAGCCACCCGCCGCUGCUGCGCCUCUCCUUCUCGGGAGCGUCGCCCUCGGCGGCGGCAGGCGAGGCAGGCCAGCCGCUGCCCCAGGAGCGACGUCCCCAGCUGGACAUUCUGGUGCAGCCGCUGCUGCUGCUGCUGCGGCCGCGGUGCGUGCAGCGGCUGGCGGCGCUCGUGCCCCCGGCGCUUCCGGCCAGCUUCCACGGCCUCCAGCUUGCGGCGCUGAAUGCGCUGGGUGCCGAGGCGCGGUGUGCCAUCAAGGCGUGCGAGGUGGCGCGGAUGGGGCCGCCGCUGGACCUGCUCGUCAAGGUGCUGGAUGUGGAGGUGUGGGUGGGCGGGGGUGAGUACUGUGCCUCCCCAGGCGUGUCGCUGCGCACGGGGCCCAUCACCCUGCAUUCUAUUGACGCCCAGCAGCAGGCGGCACAGCGGCAGCAGCAGCAGGCUGGGCAGGGGGCCAGCCCCGCCCGGCCGCCGCAUCGGAGCCUGCAGCGCCAGCUGACCCCCAACCACGCCCUGACGGCUGCCGAGGCGGCGGCCCACCUGUCUGCUGUGAUCAAGCAGCGGCGGGUGGCGGCGCGGCUGGGCGGUGCGGCAGCUGCUGUGGUGGGCACCAGUCCUGGGGCCGGUCCCAGCGGCAGCAGCCUGGAUGCUGCAGCGGCGGUGGCAGCGGUGGAGCAGCGACUGCUGUACCAGCAGUUUGAGGUAAUAGUAGCAGACCUGCAGGCAGCGGCAGUUACCUUACCCAGCAGAAGCAGCGGUGGCAGCGGCAGCGGCGGUGGAAGCGGCAGCGAUGGCGGCGGCCGCAGGAGUGCCAGUCCCGGCCUGCCCGGCGGCCCCAGCGGCGGCGCUGAUGGCGGCGGCUUUGGCAGGCAGUGGCAGCCCGUGCUGCAGCCGCUGCGCCUGGCGGGCCUGCUCAAGAUUCAUCGCAUUGCAGAGGACUAUGGGCUGCCUCAGGUGCAGUGUGCCCUCCAGGUUGACCCCAUCUCCCUCUCACUCACACACACCGUCGUCCAGCUGCUGGUCGAUGCGCUGACGCUGCCUGCAGCAGCGCAGCAGCCACUGGCACAGACACAAGCGGCCCCAGCAGCAGCAGCACCACCACUCCCCAGUGCCCCGCUGGAUGCGCAGCCAGCGAGCGCCUCCACCACUCCUGGCAGUGCCAGUGCACCUGGCGGGACAGAUGCGUCUCCGACUGGCGGCAGCCCGCUGGAUGGCAUUGCCCCCUCCGCUGGUGGCCCUGCUGUGCCAGUGCUGGCUCUGGACUUGCAGCUGGCUUUCUUGGACUUGCGCUGCGUUGCUGACGGCCUUGGGCCCGGCAGCGGCGGAGCGGGGCCGGCAGGCGCGGCGGUGGCGGCGCUGGAGGCACGCGUGGCAUGCGCCGGGGCCAGCCUCAGCGUGCACAGCAUGCUGGAUGGCCUGGCUGUCAAGCUGUCCGCCUCCCGCCUGCUCCUCCACGACCUGUCUCCCAACACGCCACAGCCGCAGCUGCCGCCGCCGGUGCGGGGCACGCCCGUGCCGCGCGUCGCGCGCCUCCUGGCAAUCGACCGGCUCUCCGUCUCACACACCGCCAGCUUCAGCGGCGGCGGCGGCGGGGUCCGCAGUGGAGGCCCCCACAGCGAGACGCGCAUCGAGCUGCAAGACCUAACAGUUGAGGGGUAUGCUGGAGAGGCGGGCAGCUUCUUGUCCAGGCUGCACGAGCGGCAGGCCACUCAGGUCAGGGUCACGGUGCACGACGGUCCCGCCGCCACCCGCACCGCCGUCAGCGCCAGCAACCUGCUCAUUGGCCACGGGCUGCUGCUGCGGCUGGCUGCGCUGGGAGAGGCGCUCGUCCAGGAGCAACAGCAGCAGCAGCUGGUAGCAUCGGAAGUGCUGGCUGCAGGCUCAGGAGCGGCGUCGGACGGUGCCGGCAGCCCAGCACAGCAGCAGCAGCAGCAGCAGCAGCAGCAGGAGCAGGUGGCAUCGGCAGCACGACAGGAGGAUGGGCUUCAAGCGCCGCCGGCAGCAGUGCCUUCAGAAGCAGCAGCAGCAGCAGCAGCAGCAGCAGCAGCGAGAGCAGGCCCUCCUCUGCUGCCAGAGCCCAGCUCUCUUGAGCAGUGGGCAACUGCGCUGGAGGACUUCCAGCUAGGAGCCAGCAGCUCACAAGGCAGCAUCCAUGCUGACGAGCAGCAGCUGGCAGCUGCGGCGAUCGCCCAAGCUGAGGCAUCACAGCUCGUGUCUCCACCGGCUGGCGCAGAGCAGCGGCAGGGCGCAGCAGCAAUGUCGACGCGGCCAUCGCAAUCGCCGCCGCAAGCUCCUGCCAAGCAGCUUCUCACCAGCAUCCAGCUGACCGACUGCCGCCUGGUUCUGCGUUACCAGCCCGCCCUGCACCCCGGGGGCGGUGCCGGCGGCAGCGGCCACAGAGGCGGCGGCGCGGCCGGCCUGGGCGGCGCCGGCAUCCCUCCAGCCACGCACGACUUUCUUUCAGUGCACCAUGACCUGCUGGCUGUGGAUGUGCCGCUGCUGCACCUCCAGAUGCCUCUGGACCCAGCCGGGCUGGCAGCAGCUGCAGUUGCAGAAGAGGAGUGGGCACCGACAGGGCCGCCUUCGUUCGGCGCUCUGUCACAGGCUGGCGACAGCGAUGAGUCCGCGGCGGCAGCUAGCACCAGCAGCGGGGAUGCCAGCCCACAGACUGUCGCGGGCAGCAGCGUGAGCUGGGGAGAUGUGCCGUGGGCUGCUGCUGCAGCUGCAACGGGCGGCGCCGAGCCGGCGUGCCAGAAGCGGCGACGGCGGCCGCAGCAGAAGGAGCAGGUUCUUUUAGAAGCAGGCAAGCUGACGGUGUCGGUGGCAGCAGUUGGCUAUGCGCGCCAUGCCAUGCUGCCACUGCUACAGGUGCCCAGCCUGCGUGUGGCAUGCACCGCUGGCGGCGGCGCCGCGCCACAGGCAGGCGGCAGCAGCAGCAGCAGCGCAGGCAGGCGUUGGCGGGCCAGCAGCAGCCAGCAGCGGCUGCGGCACAGCAGCAGCGGGAGCAGCCCGGUGACGCCCUCAAGCGGGAGGCCGCCCUCGCAGGCAGCGCACUCGACGCCAGCGGCAGUGGCGCUGUUGUAUCGAGUGGAUGUGGCGGCAAUAGACGUUGGGCUGCACCCGAGCCAGCUCAGCAUGCUGACUUCAGCGGUGCAGCUGUGUCAGCAUGAGCUGGCAGUGCUGGGCAGGGAGGCUGCCGACGGCUCUGCUGGUGACACCGAAAGCGUCAUCACUUCCACUUCUGGCACGGAGCAGCAGCAGCAGCCGGCGCCGCCGCAGCGGCUUGCACACAUGCCGUCGUUGCCACGGCGGGCGCCAGCAGCGGCGGGCGGCGGACUUACAGGGGCUACACCUGCGGCUGCUGCUGCUGCUGCAGAAGCCGCAGCAUCGGGUCAACAAGAGGCGGGCAUAGGGCCGGCGGCAGAGGCACAGCGCGCUGCAGCAGCAGGCGGCGGCUCGCACCAGGCAGCGGCUCCCAGCCCGCAGUGGCGCCUGGAGGCGGCUGUUGGCUGCAGCUCCACUGGGCAGCAGGAGUCGCCUGGUUGGCCUGGAGGCAGCCCCGGCGGCGGCAGCGGCAGCCCUGGCAGCGGGGCCGCCAGCGAGGGCGCUCGCCAGGAGCAGGCGCUCGACGCUCAGCUCGGCUGGCGCCAGCUGGCUGUGCACGUGCUGCACCCCCGCCUGUCCUACACCCACCCGGGCCUCACACCUUUCGCCUUUGCCUCGACGGUCGUUGGGGACGCCAGCCAGCGCGGCGGGCUGGGCGCUGGCAGCCCGCAGGCCGCCUCCCCGCGCGUGUUCAUGCCCUUAGCGGCGGCUCCCGGGGCGGAGGUGUUCUACCAGCGAGGCAGGGGCCCACUCAGCAGCAUUGGUGCGCCCUUGGGCGGCGUGCGGCGCAACCUGUCCUCUGGCCUGGGGCUGGCAGAGUCUGUGGACGAGUUCCACGAUGCCACUGCCCAGCUGGCCCGCACCAGCUACGGCUCCAGCCGCUACCUCAGCCUCGCAGAGUCGGAGUUUGAGGAUGCGGCCUCGGAGCUGGAGCCAGGCUCCCAGUCGCCCACGUUGGGCCACAGCCCUCUUUCCCUGCCGCUGCCGCUGGUGCUGGGCAGUGAAGACUACAGCUGCCGCCUGCUCCUGCUGCUGCAUGGCCAAACCGCACCGACAGACGCCGCUGCGGAUGCUGCCAGCCUGACUGCCAGCGUCAGCAGCACUGCCGCCGGGGUGGCAGGGGAAGGAGCAGCCAACGGGCUGGGCUCCAGCAGCAAGCGGCUGAGCGGCAGCGGAGGCGCCGCCAUCGGCACGGUUGUGGCAGUGCAGCUGGCGGAGCGGCUGGGGCAGGCGGUUGUGGAGAUUGAUUCGAUGGCGCUGCGUGUGCAUGCGGCUGGCUGGGAGGAUGCCGCACAGUGCCUGCACACGUAUGCCGUGCUGGCGCAGGAAGCGCAGAGGCAGUACACCGCCUCCGCCGAGGCGCGGGCAGCCAGCCCGCUGGGCCAUCGGCGACUGCUGCCGGCGCCAACCAGCGGCGCCGCCAAGCAGUCGCCGACAGAGCAGGAGGAGCAGGUGCAGCGGCAGGGCCUGGCGCUGCGGCUGCACCUGCGGGCGCUGCUGGUCGAGCUGUUGGCCGAUGCCGAGCAGCAGGAGGCGGCGCCGCAGGGCGGUGCCGGCAGCGGCAGCGGCAGCCUUGGUUCCGGCCAGGGCCUGCUGCCUGCCUGCACCCUGCAGGCCCAGCUGCGAGUGGAGGCCAGCCAGGGCGCCGAGGGCAGCAGCCAGCUCAAGCUGCUGGUCCCCGGCCUGCUGCUGGCGGUUGGGGUGGUGCCGGACUCGGUGGCAGCCGGGGAUGGUGGCGGCGGCUCGUCCGGCCUGCCCCCCGCCCUGGCGCUGCCGCUUCAGGACUCGUUGCUGGGCCUGCACCGGCUGGAGCUCAGCCUCGUGUCCCAGCAGCAGCAGCGCCAGCUGCAGCCGGCUGCUACCACCGCCGACGGCAGCGUGCUGCUGGGCCCCGCCCACCAGGUGUCCGUUGGAGCCAGCCUGGCGCACGCCUCGCUGUGGGCCCACCCCCGCAACUUGUGUGCGGCGGCAGCGCUGGCUGGGCACGCCCGCGCUCUGGCAGAGGGGCUGGCGGGCAGCCUGGGCGGCGGCGAGUUUGAGGUUGCUGGCGACAGGGGCGGCAGCGCAGCGGGCCCAGCGGGCUCAGCGGGCGCCCUGCCCCGCCAGCUCACCCUGAAGCUGAAUGUGCAGAAGGCGGCGCUGCUGCUGAGCCUGCUGAGCCGGGAGGAUGUGGCAGAGGCGGGGCCUGCGGGACAGCACCGUCUGCUGGCGGAGCCGGCGCCGCUGUUGGAGCUGGCGGCGGCCGCCAUCACAGCCGACGUUCACGACAUGGGGCAGGGCAGCCUGGAGGGCACGGUGAAGAGCGAAGUGCAGGUGGCGGCGUUCAGCGCGGUGAAGGCGGGGUGGGAGCCGCUGGUGGAGCCGUGGCACUGCAGGCUCCAGUUCGCGGCCCCCACCUCCUCGCCUCCGCCGCCCACCCAGCACCAGCGCCUGACCCUCUCCUCCACCCACGGGCUGGAGGUGACGGUCACGCAGGCGGCCCUGGAGGCGGCUGUGAUGGCAGGAGGCGUGGUGCAGGCUGCGGCAGCAGUGGCGGCAGACCCAUCAGCCCUGGGAGAGCGGCUGGAGGCGGCCUGCGGCAGCGCCGCACACAGCGCCGCCUUCUGGCUGCACAACGAGACCGGCAGCGCGCUGGAGCUGUGGCUGGCGGCGGACGACGGCGACGGCAGCAGCCUGGGAGGCGCCUGCCCCGGCGGCAGCACCUCCUCUUCCUUUGACAGCGGCAGCGCGGGGGACAGCACGGCAGCGGCGGCGGGCGGGAGCAGGCGGGCGUCGCGGGUGCCCUCCGGCCUCCCCGAGCUCGUGGUCAGGCCAGGAGCGAGAGCGGUGCUGCCAGUGGUGGCGGCUGGAGGCAGCGGCGCCGCACAGCAUCAGGGCGUGCACGUCGGCGCUCCCUGCCCCGUCCAGGGCGUGGCCCGGCCGCGCGCCAGCUUCUGCGCCGACCUCCACCACAGCAGCAGCCGGCUGGGGCUUGCGGGUCUGGGCGCGGCGCCCGGCACGCCCCGCCGCGCGCCCAGCUUCGGUGCCCUGGGCGGCGGCGGCAUGGCGCCCCGCCAGUCCCGCCCCCUCCUCUACUUCCGGCUGGCGGAGCAGCAGGAGGUGUGCGGCCCGCUCCACCUCGACCGCGGCUGCUUCAGCGGCUGCGAGGGCUGCGCCACCGCCUGCCCAGGGGUGCUGUGUGACAUGGUGGCGGCGCGGCACGGCGGCUACACACUCACGCUUCACUCCGGGGUGCUGCUGCGCAACACCACGCUGCUGGCGCUCGACAUCGGGGUGCAGACGCCCAUGGGGCUGGUGAUGGAGCCUCAGGCGCUGGGCACGCUGCGCCCGGGUGGCGCCAUGUGGCUGCCCGCGCUGCGCGCGCACACCGGCCUGCUGUGCCUGCGCCCCGCCGUGGGACCGGGCACCGCAGCUCAGCCGCCGCAGGCGCAGCAGCAGCCGCCGCCGCAGCGGCCGCCGCUGCCGGCAGCCGCCGCGCUGCAGACGGCGGCCACCUGGCAGCCCGGCGACACUACCGUGGCGCUUGGCAGCAGGAUACCGGCGCUGGCAUCAGACAGCCUGGCUGCGGCAGCGGCAUUGGUCGCGGGCAACCAGCCGGUCGCCGCCGGCGCAGCAGCGCCGCCGCCAGCGGGCCUGCUGCCGGCGCAGCGCCUUCCCUCCAGCCCGCUGCUCUACUCCACGGCUGGGCUGGCCUCGCCGGCCCGCCACAGCAGUGAGCAUGUGGAUGCGGGGAGGCAGGGGCCGCAGUCGGCAGGCCAGCGAGCGCCACCAGUUGCUGCUCCCUGGCAUCCAUACGAGUGGAGCGCCGCGGUGCCGCUGCAGUCGCUGCUGCGCCAGGCAGCGGGAGCAGAGGGAGGAGCCGGCGGCGGCGGCGGCCGUGGCGGCGGCACGCUGGAAGGGCGCAGCAGGGCCGCCCGCCAGCUGGCCUGCAUGUCGACCGCGGAGCACCAGCCGCCGGUGCUGCUGUGCAUGGGCGCUACACGGCUGAGUGGCAGCACCGGCAGCAGCACCACCGCCACCGCCGCCAAUGGGUCAGCAGCAGCGGCGGCACUGGCGUCUGCCGGCUUUGGCAGCUGGGAGGUGCUUCUGUCCGCACCGCUGACGCUACACAACGCGCUGCCGGUGCCGCUGGAUGUGUCCCUGUCGGCGUGGGGCCAGGGGCACCGCCUGCACCUGCAGCCCAACCAGCACGCCGCUCUGCACGCUGUGGACGCUGCGCAUGUUGAGAGCCUCACGCUGCGCGCGCUGGGCUACCACCCCUCGUCCCCCAUCACCCCCGCACCCCUCUCCGCCAUGGCAGCCGGCGGCGGCGAUGCCGGCAGCGGCGGUGGCGCUUUUGGCCUGUCGGGCGCGGGGCCAGGCGGUACCGGCGGAAGGGAGCUGCUGGCACCUGACACGGAGGUCCUGCUGCAGGCAAGUGGCCGCAACGAGGUGGGGCACAGUAAGUCUGAGGUGCAAGUGUUUGUGCGCCACUCCCUGGACACGGCCACCGGCUCCCACAAGCUGCUGCUGGGCUGCACGCUGUGGGUGUUCAACUGCACCGGGGUGCCGGUGUCGCUGCGCCAGAGCGGGGCCGACGGCGCGCUGCUGUUUGGGGAGCGCAGCGACGCCACCUACCAGCGGCUGGUGGAGGAUGAGGUGCCUGAGUCGUGGCUGCCACCGCUGGAGCUGCCCGGCCAGGGUCCGGGCCAGGGCGGGGCGGGGACCAAGAGCGCCAGCCAGUCGCCGCUGCAGCAGCGGACGCUGCCAACGGCGGGGCUGCGCGCUGUGUCACGGGAGGGCAUACAAAGCGCACUCAGCACACCAACCAGCACAGCCCCUUCUGUCAUCAACGCCAGCCGCGGCGCCUCCGCCACAGACAUCGCGGGCCUGUCUGAGAUUCUGGAGGGCGGCGGCAGCGCCGGCGCCGGCACCGCCUCCCGCUCAGGCGACUCCCGCCAGGUGCUGGGCCUGAAGCGCACGGUGUGGCCCAGCAUCCAGGGCGGCCUGCAGCCUCACCGCCACCGCCUGCGCCUGCAGAUCCGGGCCACGCAGUGCCAGGCGCCCGCUGGGCGCACCUACUGGUCGGAUCCGGUGGAGUUGGAUGGGCUGGGCGGCGCGGCGGUGGUCACCGUGCCCUCCCCGCUCCUGCCCCCCACAGCCUCCAUCCCCGCCGCCCGUGCCGCAUACAUGAUGUCGGUGACUGCCAGCCAGGUUCCCGGCAGCCAGGGCGCUCUGGCGCUGUACCUGCUGCCGCGCUACCUGCUCAUCAACACGCUGGACGUGCCCAUCCAGUACAAGCAGCAGGGAACGCUCCAUGAGCGGGAGCUUGGGGCUGGCGCCUCGCGCUCACUGCGCUGGUCGGACGCGCUGCGCCCGCUGCGCCUGUGCGUGCGGGUGCAGGAGGCGGGGUGGCUGUGGAGUGGCGGCUUUGAGCUGGACUCUCCGGGUGACAUGUUCAUCAAGAUCAGGCACCGCGACCGCGGCGUGACGAUGCUGGUGCGGGUGGACUUGGCCGCAAGCGCCGCCUCGGGCGUGCUGCGCGUCACGCUCAGCCACCACCCCGCCGGCUUCGCGCCCUACCGCAUCGAGAACUGCUCGCUGGAGACGCUGCAUGCGCGGCAGCACAAGGUGCGGGAGCAGCAGGAUGUGCUGCGCCCCUACUGCUCGCUCACCUACGCCUGGGACGAGCCCAGCCUGCCGCACCGGCUGGUGCUGGAGCUGCCGGGGGCGCGCACCCUGGGCACAUUCGACCUGGACAAGGUGGGCCAGGAUGUGGUGCUGGCGGUACCGACCAAGCGCGGCGAGCCGCAGCGGCGGGUGCGGGUGCUGGUGCGCACAGAGGGGCCUACCCGCGUGCUCACCGUGCUGGACACGCAGCGGCACAGCCUGCUGGAGGAGAUGACGGCGGCUGGCGCGGCCGGCGGCGCCGAGGGGGAGGGCGGCAGCGCGCGGCGCCCCAGCUGGCCGCCGCGUGGCCCCUGGGACGCCUGGUCUCUGCCCACGCUGGGCGGCGCGCAGCAGCAGGGCAAAAAGGGCGCCAAGGUGUCUGGCCUGCUGUGGGAGGUGUGUGCCGAGCUGGCCUCCCUGGGCGUGUCCCUGGUGGCCCCCAGCCGGGAGAUGGCUUACCUGCAAGCGGGCGGGCUGCGCGCCACGAUGGCGGGCACAGCUGCCCAUUUGGUGCUGGACCUGGAGCUGCGGCGCCUGCAGCUGGACAAUCCCAGCCCCUGGGUGGCCCUGCCCGUCACCCUGCAGAUUCCAGCCCCCAUCAGCAGGCUGACAUCCACGGUGGCGGCGGCCGUGGAUGUGCAGCGCAGGCCCGCCCUGGUGGCGCGCCUGGCGCUGUGGCAGCGCCGCCCCGCGGGCGUGCUGUGCAUCGAGCAGGCGGACCUGCAGCUGGCGCCUGUGGCUGUGUAUGUGGAGCAGCAGCAUGCCCUGCAGCUGGCGGAGUUUGUGGCGGGCACGGUGGCUGGGCUGGAGGCGGCCGCUGCCGCGGCAGCCUCGGCCGCGGCCCGCGGCGCCGGCGCCGGCGCCGGACACAGGUCCGGCAGCGGUGGCAGCGGCGGCGGCGGCGGCGACGAGGGCGGCGUGGCGGGGCCGGAUGCGCCCCCCGCCUUCCUCCUGCCGGCCAGCGCAGGCCUGGGGGCGGUGGCGUCUGCGGCGGCCCGGCUGCCGCAGCUGAGCCCCGAGCUGGAGGCGCUGCUGAGCGGGCGCGGCGCGGCCCUGCUGGCUCCAGCCGAGCAGAAGGUGUACAUCGAUCGCAUGCUGUCCCUGGCCGACGUGGAGGACGCGCGGCUGCGCCUGGCCGCCCUCGAGCUGCGCAACCCUCUGAUGGGCACCUCGGCGCUGGCGCAGCUGCUGCAGGCACGGGCCGGGUGCCGGGACCGGUCGCCUGCUUGGCACAGGCCUGCCUGCCGCCACUACACCCGCGCCCUGCUGCCCGAGCUGUACAAGGUUGUGGGCAGCGCCAGCGUGUUUGGCGACCCAGUCCGCCUCUUCCACCACCUGGGCCUGGGGGUCUGGUCCUUCCUGGCCUCCCCCGCAGCAGGGCUGGUGGAGAGCGCCAGGCAGCGCGGCCCGCGCCAGUUCAUCGCGGGCGUGGGGUCGGGCGUGCGGGGCCUGUUCCAGAAUGUGGUGUUUGCUCUGUCCAAUGCCGCCACCAAGGGCUCCACGGCGGCACGCAAGGCCAUCACAGCUCUGGGCCUGGACCGGCUGCACCCCCAGGACGCCUGGGCGGGCGGCCCCUCCCGCCGCCGCCUGCGCUGGGAGCAGCAGGCGGGCGUGGGGGGCGGCGGCGCCGGCGCCGGCGCGCUGAGCGCGGCCGGCGAGGCCGGCCCGGCUGCCGGCUCGGUGGCGGGCGACGGCGGCGGGGUGGCUGUCAUCUUCUCGCCGCGAGACGGCGACUUUGACGGCCCUCAGCCCGGCGGGGCUGGCGGCGUGCUGGGCGCGGUGCUGCUGGGUGUGGUGGGGCUGGCGGCGGAGCCCAUCCGAGGCCUGGAUGAGGACGGCAUGGUGGGGCUUUUGUCGGGCAUCACGCGCGGCGCAAUCGGCGUGGUGGUGCUGCCGCUGGCCUCACUGCUCGAGAUGCUGGCCUCCACCGCAGACAGCAUCCGCCGCGCGGUGGCGGGCAGCAGCAACGUGGGAUGGGUGCGCCCGCCCAGGUACGUGCAUGCCACCCAGCCCCUGGAGCCCUACAGCUGGGCCGAGGCGAUGGGGAGGUGGCUGCUGACAGAGCUUGAGCGUGCCAGCCUGGCGCGGCAGGCGCAGCGUGCCGCGGCGGCCGGCGCCCGCGGCGGCGGCGGCGCGCUGCGCCUGCAGCAGGCCGCGCCGCCCGCGCGCCACGGCGCCUUUGUGCUGUGCACGCCGCUGGCGGAGCGCAGCUGCUUCGUGGUGCUCACAACCAAGUGCGUGCUGUACAUCUGUGCGCGGGAGCCGAUGUGGGUGCCUGCGGUACGGUGGAGCAGCACGGUUGCUGACCUGGAGCUGGUGGGGGCGCGUGGGGCGCACCUCAGCCUGGUGGCGCAGCAGCCGCUGCGCCGCCACAUCGUGCGCAGCGCCAACGUGUUGCCGCGCGCGCUGGCUGACGUCUUGAAGGCGCCCCGCCCGCCCUUCUCCUUCCUGUCAGGCGAGCUGCAAGCGGUGGUGGCGCAGUAG
Molecule: messenger RNA, 13503 nt
Organism: Chlorella variabilis
Lineage: Eukaryota; Viridiplantae; Chlorophyta; Trebouxiophyceae; Chlorellales; Chlorellaceae
Exons: 43
Coding region: 1-13503 (4500 amino acids)
Biological process (GO): protein retention in Golgi apparatus; protein targeting to vacuole
Cellular component (GO): extrinsic component of membrane
Source: RefSeq, a predicted model, not a curated record